AGGUUAACGAGCAAGUUUUUUGAUACCAACGCUAGCGCCAACAUGAAGGCAAAAUCGAACAGUAAGUUACCACCUGUCAGUGUACAAUCAAUUAUAACAACUCCUAGUUUACGACAGGUGUUAUACCCAUUAGCCGCCGGACACGCACAUGUACGCACAUCAACAGUAACCUGCCAGAGUAGUGUAUAAAAUCUGCAACCAACAAACUAUCAGUUGAUAGUCGACUCAGUAAGUUACUAACAGUUAGCCAAGAUGUUCCUGCUGCCGAUUGCCCUGCUUGUGCUAGUUUCGUUUUUCGGUGUGUGGUACAUAUUUUCCUACUGGAAACGUUACGGCCUACCGCACCUGGAGCCGGAGAUUCCGUUCGGAAAUCUUCGCGCCCUCUUAGAACGUCGCCAGUGCAUCGGAGUGGCCAUCAGUGAGCUGUACCGGCAAUCUGCGGAACAACUGGUUGGAGUGUACCUGUUCUUCAAGCCGGCGAUCCUCGUUCGCGAUGCUGGGCUGGCCAAACAGAUCAUGACUUCGGAUUUUGCGAGCUUCCACGAUCGGGGAACGUGGAACAAUCCGCGUUCGUCAAAUGUGUUUUCGCUGCCGUUGAGGCCGUGGAAGCAAGUUCGCCACGUGUUGUCGCCAUGUUUUACUCCUGGAAAGCUUCGGCUUAUGAUACCUACCGUGUUGGAUGUUGGCAAGAAACUUGAGGACUAUCUGUCGGAGUCAGCUGAAAGGGGAGAGAUCGUAGAGUUACGCGAUAUCUGUACCCGUUACGUAUUGGAUAUUAUUGCGUUGACGAUGCUCGGAUUCGAUGCGGACACGUUGAACCAUCCGGACCACCCAUUUUACACCAUUGGACGAGAACUUGUCCGGAACAGCUUCUUGAACAACAUUCGCACGGCGGCAACGUUUCUCUUUCCAGAGUUUUACAAACUUACGAAGAUUCCCUCGAUUUCACCCAAACUAUCCAGAUACUUGGUUUCCCUAUUCAAUGAACAAAGCGACUUUCGCGAAAGAAACAACGUAUCAAGGAAGGAUUUCUUCCAGUCGCUGCUCGACCUACGCCAGGAAGAUCGCGAGCACAAUCGGAAAGCCCUGAGCGUUCAACAAUGUGCAUCGAACAUAAAUGUGUUUUACAUUGCUGGAUCAGAAACAACCGGCGGAACGGUGAUCUUCACACUUCACGAGCUUACGCAUCACCCAGAGGUGAUGGAGAAACUAGUGAAUGAGAUUGACGAGACUCUCGAACGUUCCGAAGGGCUAAUUGAUUACGAUGUCAUCAAAGGAAUGCAAUAUUUGGACGUUUGCGUGAAGGAAACGUUACGGAAAUAUCCGGGCUUGCCUAUUUUAAACCGAAAGUGCACGCAGGAUUACCAAGUUCCCAACUCAAAAGUGAUCAUCAGAAAGGGAACGCAGUUGAUCAUCCCACUGCUGGCUUACGCCAAGGACGCACGAUACUUCCCAGAGCCGGACAAGUACAGUCCGGAGAGGUUCCUCGAGGAAAGCAAGAACUUUGUCGACGAUGCCUACACUCCGUUUGGGGAUGGUCCUCGGCAGUGCAUUGCAACUCAAAUGGGAAUAGUUAUUGCCAAGAUCACGCUGGUGAUGCUGCUAUCGAAGUUUCGGUUUGAGGCAACGCAAGGGCCGACGUUGGAAUAUGCCGUUUCACAAGUUCCGCUGGGGCCCAAACAUGGAAUCAAACUUAGGAUCUUUAGGAGAAACGAUAAUACAGCAAAAAAUACUGGUGAAGUGAGGUUUUCUAGAAAAAAUAUUUAAAACUUAGGUAAAAGCAUGUAUUUCCAUCGGGUAUCUAA
This is a messenger RNA of Culex pipiens pallens (northern house mosquito), 1805 nucleotides long. RefSeq names its product cytochrome P450 6d3-like. Gene Ontology annotation, molecular function: monooxygenase activity; oxidoreductase activity, acting on paired donors, with incorporation or reduction of molecular oxygen; heme binding. The record is from RefSeq and is a predicted model, not a curated record. Lineage: Eukaryota; Metazoa; Arthropoda; Insecta; Diptera; Culicidae. Bases 253 to 1767 code for a protein of 504 amino acids. The transcript has 2 exons.